AUGAUCUUGAUCCAACCACCCCUUCUUCUUCUAUUGCUGCUUCUGCUCGCUGGAGCCGAAGCAGCAUCCACAGUUUCCACAGACAACAAUGGUUUCUCCUUCCUUUUCAAAGAUUCGCAGCUCGAUGGUGUACGAGAGAUCCAGCCAGAUGGUCGAGUGGUUCACAGCAACGACACCGAGAUGUUCGGCGUCGGUCACACCUUCUACUCUCGCCCUUUCCGGUUCAAAAACUCCCACACCAGCAACGCUUUGUCGUUCUCCACUUCUUUCGUCUUUGGAAUCAUACCAGAAAACCCUCUGUUCACGUUCCACGGAAUGACCUUUGCGAUUGCUCCAUCAAAAGCAGUGACGGAUGCAUCCUCUUCACAGCAUCUCGGACUCUUUAACCGUACCAAUGACGGAAACGCCUCAAAUCACAUCGUCGCCGUCGAAUUCGACACGUUUAGAAACCUCGAACUUGACGACAUGGAUGGCAACCAUGUGGGUCUUGAUAUAAACAGUAUAGAGUCUGUCUUCGCUGCAACAGCAGGCUAUUACAAGAAUGGAGGCUUUCAAACCCUAACUCUUGCGAGCUCCAGAGAAAUCCAAGCGUGGGUCGAUUACGAUGGUGUUGAAAAGACCUUGAAUGUCACAUUAGCUCCUCUUCCCUUAAAAAAACCACAAAAACCUCUUGUAACCUGGAAGAAAGAUCUGUCACCUUUUUUACUCGAAGAAAUGUACGUUGGGUUUACUUCAGCCACUGGGGUUCUUCUUCAGACGUUUUACAUUGUUGGUUGGAGUUUUCAAAUGAAUGGAAAAGCUCAAGAAAUCGAUAGAUCAAAAAUCCCACCUUUACCUGUCAAUAAAAAAUCAAACAAAAAGAAAAAAAUGGGUUUAGAAAUUGGGUUAUCUUUAGGUGGAUUACUGGUUCUUUCAUCGAUUUCAAUUUUGGCGUUUGUUUUGUUCCAAAGAAGAAAACGUAAAUUCGAAUUCGAAGAAGCUCUUGAAAGUUGGGAGGUUCAAUACGGACCUUGCAGGUUUUCCUACAAAGAUCUUUUCACAGCCACAAAAGGGUUUAAAGAAAGUGAGCUGCUUGGAAAAGCCAAAGCGUUAGCAUAUCUGCAUGAAUGGUGUGAAGUUAUAAUCCAUCGGGACAUAAAAGCAAGCAACGUGUUACUUGACGCCGAAUUGAAUGGUAAGUUAGGCGAUUUUGGGCUCGCAAGAUUCGGCAACAACAAUGGAACCGAUGCAAAAACGACCCAUUUGGCUGGGACUUUGGGAUACAUAGCACCUGAAUUGGCUCGCAAAGGAAAAGCCACCACCGCGACCGAUACUUUUGCUUUUGGAACGUUUUGUUUAGAGGUUGUUUGCGGUCGGCGACCUGUGGAGUUGCAAGGGUGCGAAGAGGCAGUGAUUUUGGUCGAUUAUGUGUGGGAUUGUUGGUAUAAGGAGCAACUUUCUGAGGUGGUUGAUCCGAAACUAAGGGACGACUACGAAACUGAGGAAAUGGAGUUGGUUUUGAUGGUGGGGUUGCUUUGUUCACAUGUUGUGUCCGUGUUGAGACCGAGUAUGUCGCAAGUUUUGAAGUUCCUUUUAGAGAAGGAGCCAUUGCCAGCAGAUUUCAAUGGUGUAUUGAAGAUAAGAGACGACUAUGCCUCUUCGAGUUCUUACUUGUCGCAAAUUCACUACUCGACGACAUUGGAACCGAUCACCAACUCAUUCAUGUUUUCAGGGCGGUGA
Molecule: messenger RNA, 1719 nt
Organism: Lactuca virosa
Lineage: Eukaryota; Viridiplantae; Streptophyta; Magnoliopsida; Asterales; Asteraceae
Source: the annotation of a GenBank genome assembly